CACGACUGUUCAGCGCUGCGCUAUACUUGACACAGUUCCCAAUUCUCGGUGUCACGCAUACAACUCGACCCAACAAUAAAGCGCAACCGAAUUGCUCCACUGGCAGCUGCCUGCCACGCCCAGAACCUCACUCCCCCAGCUCAACAAACACAACCACAACCAUGACGUCCCGAUUAUCACUGGUUCUAGGCGACCUACACAUCCCCGAUCGAGCAAUAGACAUUCCCGCAAAGUUCAAAAAACUUCUCACCCCCGGCAAAAUCGGCCAAAUCCUCUGCCUCGGCAACCUCACCUCCCCAUCCGUCUACGCCUUCCUCCGCACCCUCGCACCCGACCUGCAACUCGUAAAAGGCGACUUCGACAUCCCCAUGUCCCUCCCCUCCACCGAUCCCUCGACACAAUCAACCACCUCCUUUCCAAUCCCCACCGCGCUCUCAAAAGUCGUCACCCACGGCAGCCUCCGGAUAGGCUUCACCCACGCCUCGACCAUAAUUCCACAUGGCGACCCGGAUGCGCUGCUUAUCGCGGCGAGACAAAUGGAUGUGGAUGUCCUGUGUUGGGGAGGGACGUGUAAAUUCGAGGCGUAUGAGAUGGAGGGGAAGUUCUUUGUGAAUCCGGGGAGUGCGACAGGAGCGGCGAGUUGGGACGACGAGACGUUGGGAGAGGACGGAGAGGAUGAGGGGAACGUGCCGAGUUUUGUGUUGAUGGAUGUGCAGGGUGAUGUGCUGGUGCUGUACGUUUAUACGUUGAAGAGAGGGGAGGGAGGAGACGAGAGUGUCGGCGUGGAGAAGGUCAGUUUUCGGAAGGAGGCAAGGGUAUGA
This is a messenger RNA of Zymoseptoria tritici IPO323, 821 nucleotides long. RefSeq lists its product as uncharacterized. NCBI's taxonomy places the organism in Eukaryota, Fungi, Ascomycota, Dothideomycetes, Mycosphaerellales, Mycosphaerellaceae. The record is from RefSeq and is a predicted model, not a curated record. The transcript has 3 exons. Gene Ontology annotation, biological process: retrograde transport, endosome to Golgi; intracellular protein transport. The coding region runs from base 162 to 821 and encodes 219 amino acids. Gene Ontology annotation, cellular component: endosome; retromer complex.